AUGCCGCAGAGGGGCCACACAUCUCAGGAGAGGCUUUGGGCUUUGUCCUCCCUCCCCAUGGCACAUGGCCCAGAGCCUGAGGUCCAGGGAUUGUUGGACCUCAGCUUCCUGACGCAGGAGGAGCAAGAGGCCAUUGCUGGUGUCCUCAGACGAGAUGCCCACCUGCGCCAGCUGGAUGAGGGGCGUGUCAGCAAGCUCCGGGCCUCGCUGGCAGACCCCAGGCAACUGAAGAUCCUGACAGGAGACUGGUUUCAGGAGGCACGUUCCCAACGGCACCAACAUACCCACUUGGGCUCUGACCUUGUCCGAGCCUCUAUCCGCAGGAAGAAGAGCUCUAGGGGAGACCAAGCUCCGGGCAGUGAUGGAGAGGCUGAGGCUGCUGGGAAAGAGACUGAAGAGUCAGGGUCCAGGCUCCCCGUAGAGGAGGAGGCCCCUCAAGAGAGGCGGGAUGAGACUCAUGGACCUGCUUUCCCCUCACCACAGGCCCCUCUAAAGGUCUCAGAUCAUGAGGAGGAGCCCCAGAUCCAGGAAGCCCCCGGCCCCGGCUCGGGGAGCACGCAGGUGGACGCGGAGCAAGAGGAGCCCGAGCCCGAGCCGGAGCCGGAGCUGGAGCCGGAGCCGGAGCCGGAGCCCGCGCUGGGGACAAGGAAGACCGCAGAAGAGCCGGGGCCCCUGCCGGCCCAGAUCAGAGUGGCGUCGGAGAUCCUGGAGAACGGGGAAGAGGCCCCAGGGCCCGGCCCCUCCCUCGACCGCAUGCUCAGCAGCAGCUCCUCCGUGUCCAGUCUCACCUCCUCCACGCUGAGCGGCAGCCUGAUGAGCCUGUCCGGGGAGGUGGAGGCGGGCGCGGUGCAGGUGUGCGGCUCCCUGAACUUCGCACUGCGCUAUGAUCCCGGGGCCCAGGAGCUGCGCGUGCAUGUGAUCCAGUGCCAGGGCCUGGCCGCUGCCCGGCGCCGCCGCUCGGACCCCUACGUCAAAAGCUACCUCCUCCCAGAUAAGCAGAGCAAACGCAAGACAGCUGUGAAGAAACGGAACCUAAAUCCGAUUUUUAACGAGAUUCUCCGGUACUCUGUCCCUCAGACUCAACUCCCGGGUCGAGUGUUGAGCCUGUCCGUGUGGCAUCGUGAAAGCCUGGGUCGAAACAUCUUUCUGGGCGAAGUCGAAGUGCCCCUGGACACGUGGAACUGGGACUCCGAGCCCACAUGGCUCACCCUGCAGUCCCGGGUCCCACCCUCUCCCAGUGAGCUGCCCAGCCGAGGUCUCCUCUCGCUAUCUCUCAAAUACAUCCCUGCUGGCUCCGAAGGUGGGGGACAGCCCGUGAGCGGGGAGCUGCACUUCUGGGUAAAGGAAGCUCAGAACCUCGUGCCACUGCGUUCUGGAUCUCUGGACACAUUCGUGCAGUGCUCAGUGCUGCCUGAUGACAGUCGAGCUGGCCGCCAGCGUACAAGGGUGGUGCGACACAGCCUCAGCCCCACAUUCAACCACACUAUGGUUUACGAUGGCUUUGGGCCUGCUGAUUUGCGCCAGGCCUGUGCUGAGCUCUCCCUCUGGGACCACGGGGCCCUGGGCAGCCGCCAGCUGGGGGGCACUCGCCUCAGCCUGGGUACUGGCAGCAGCUACGGGCUCCAGGUGCCUUGGAUGGAUUCUACCCCUGAGGAGAAGCACCUAUGGCAGACACUCCUGGAGCGGCCAUGUGAGUGGGUGGAUGGCCUUCUACCCCUCAGAACCAACCUGAUCCCCAGGACUUAGCCCUACCCAACCGCUGUCUCAGAGCCCCCAUCCCAGGGUCUGCCGCUGGCUAAAGUUAAUAAAGUUUCUUCUGAGGUCA
Octodon degus (degu) is the source of this 1825-nucleotide messenger RNA. RefSeq names its product synaptotagmin like 1 (gene Sytl1). The record is from RefSeq and is a predicted model, not a curated record. Gene Ontology annotation, molecular function: small GTPase binding; neurexin family protein binding. Gene Ontology annotation, biological process: intracellular protein transport; exocytosis. Gene Ontology annotation, cellular component: exocytic vesicle; plasma membrane. Lineage: Eukaryota; Metazoa; Chordata; Mammalia; Rodentia; Octodontidae.